Messenger RNA from Seriola dumerili (greater amberjack), 2257 nucleotides. It is a transcript of the gene rtn2a, whose product is annotated as reticulon-2-like. Lineage: Eukaryota; Metazoa; Chordata; Actinopteri; Carangiformes; Carangidae. The record is from RefSeq and is a predicted model, not a curated record. The transcript has 10 exons. Bases 51 to 1562 code for a protein of 503 amino acids.
GGGGGGGGGGCCUUCCAGACUGGAUGGGCCCAGCGAUGCCUUGAUGGAGUAUGGGCCAGGUUUUAGGAUUCUCCCACUGCCAGGAAUAUGGCUCUGUGGCGUCCACUCCAGACUCAACACCUCCGUGCACCGAUGGCGGAAACGAGGAGUCCGAGAUGUACGAGCUGCAAACAGCCAGGGAGUGGUCUGACGACGAGGAGGGUGGGGACGGAGAUCCAGAUGAUGACGAGGGACUGGCUUCAUCCCCGUCCAUCUGGGGCACGCCGCGACAGAACUCCUUCGAGCUGACUUUCUCUUAUAUCGCCAUCGCCGAGGCUGAGGCAGUGGGAGCCUCAAGACACCUCCGUGACAGACGCAGGGGCGGCUCCCGGACUCGCAGUCCUCUGGUCCGCACGGACACCUUGGAGACACUGUUGGACUCCCCCGAUGUAGACUGGGACCCUCAAGCCUUCCUCAGUCGAGAGGAAGAAGAGGAAGCCUUGGAGAGGAGUGAGCAGGAGAGGGUGGAGGCCACGACAACAAGUGCGGCGGGAACGAUGGAAAGAGAGCAGCACAGGCAAAUUGAGACUAUUACAAUUCAGCCCUCUCCCCAAAAUCUGGACCCAGAAACUCAAGGGAGAGAUGCUGGAAUCCAAAGAGAGGAGAUUCAAAGCAGUACGACUGAGACUGUCCAGCCUCCCUCUCCAUCCCUGUCUUCCCAGCAGCAGAGCCCCAUACAGACACUUCAGGCAGCAGCAGCAGCAGCAGUGGCGGCGGCGGCGUCACCACCGACCCCAGAGCCAGAGUCUCCCCUCACCAGGGAGACCAUCUCAGUCAAGCUGCUCACAUCUGUGCGACCCAGAGGCCCAGCGUCCUCGUCGCCAGCUGCCAUUGGUUUAAACUCUCAGGAACAGCUGGUCAGCGAUCACUGGUUUUCAGCGCUUAACCUAUCAGAGGACUCGACAGUAUGCACCCACAUAGCAGUGAUGGACCUGAUCUACUGGAAGGACACGGAGCGCACAGGCAUGGUGCUAACAGGGCUGGUGGUGGGCCUGCUGUCCCUGUUCCAGCUCAGCAUCAUCACUGUGGUCUCCACAGUCUCCCUGGCUGUCAUGUGCUUCACCAUCUCAGUGCGCAUCUACUACCAACUCCUCUACGUCCUCAGCUGGGGCGAUGGACAGCACCCCUUCAAGUCAUACUUGGACCUGGACAUCAGUUUCAGUGGAGAGCAGGCUGACCUCUAUAUGCGGAAAGCCAUCGUCAUGGUUCUGUCUGCUGUUGACACUCUGAAGAGUCUCUUUUUUGUUGGAAACCUUUUUGAUUCUCUCAAGUUCCUGGUCCUGAUGUACCUUGUGACGUACCUGGGAGACUUGUGCAAUGGCCUUACUCUGCUCAUCAUCAGUUUGAUUGCUCUCUUUUCUCUGCCACUUUUCUACAGACAACGCCAGGAGCAGGUGGAUAGCUUCAUUGGUAAAAUCCAGGCCCACAUUGACAACGUCAAGGACACCUUUCGAAGACUUGCCCAGGGCGGUGGCCCUCCUCCUGACCCAACCCCUGGCGGCGCCAAACCAAAAGUCCAGUAAACACUGAUGAAAAAGAACUUAAAGACAAGCUCCCAGAGUUACAGGCUGUCACUCAGAUGUCUUACCCAGCCGUCUGUGCUCCAGAGAACAGAGCUUCAGAGACUGGGGAAGGGAAGGGAUAUUACUUAAACGGACGAUGAUGAGGAUUACGCAUGGUACUUUAUUCUCUAACUGUAUCUAAAUUAUGGGGUUAGAGGUCGGGGUUUGGGUUAAAACAUAAUCAAGGUGAAAUCAAGGUGUGUGAAUCCUGGAUGAGACUCUUGCUGCUGACGUCGGAGAUGGAAAGACUCAGCGAUACAGCUCGUCAUGUGUGACGGUCUUUGGAAAUAUUCAUUGUUUUUAAAAUGUUAAAGUGUCUUAGAUGGAGCUGUAAUCCAAAUGAGCUACUAAGACCAGAAACGGGAAGUUCUCACACUGACAGCUACACACCUGAGAGAAAGGGAAGUCAGUUUCUAAAGUGAUUUAGACUACAGGAGAAAAAAAAACAAACAAAAAAACAUUAUUAUUCAUGGCAGCAUAAAACUGGCAAAUAAGAAUGCAUGUGUCAGCACAUGUACUUUUCUGAAUGCAUAUUCAUUCUCAUGACUGUUUAUCUGUGUGUAUGCAAGUAUGAGUGUGUUUGUGUGCGUGUAAUUCCUGACAUACCGCUUGCUGAAAUGUUACCUACAAGCAAUUAAAGUCACAUUUCUUCUUUA